Messenger RNA from Scophthalmus maximus (turbot), 6108 nucleotides. RefSeq names its product CD99 molecule-like 2 (gene cd99l2). The record is from RefSeq and is a predicted model, not a curated record. The transcript is spliced from 10 exons. Bases 378 to 1160 code for a protein of 260 amino acids. Lineage: Eukaryota; Metazoa; Chordata; Actinopteri; Pleuronectiformes; Scophthalmidae.
GUGCACAAGAAACCCAACAAUCAGCUGGUUUCCAUCAGGUUCGUGCGGUGGCGCUGUCCAGCCGGCAGGGGGCAGACACCGCCACCGCUGGUUCUCUGUCGGGCGUGUGCGGUGGCACCGCACCGCCGCCAGGGGGCAGAGGCAGCCGGGCCCCACACCCCGUGCGUCCGUGUCGGUCCGCGGAACAAAGAAGAAGCCGCACCGCGUGGGAGUGUCACGCCAGCGCCACGGGGAACGCCCAACGCCUCUCGACUGCGCCUCCCGCUCGCCGACCGGCCGCUCUCUUCGCGCGGUGUUCCCGGUGCCAGGCCGCCCCCCUCGUCUUCCUUGCUGCGUUCUUCUUUUUUUUUUUUGAAUUUCAGGAAUCCGCCGCAGCCAUGACGAGCCGUUGUCUGCGGAGUGUGAGCCCGCUGCCGCUGCCGCUGCCGCUGCUGCUGCUGCUGCUGCUGCCGCCGCUGGGAGUCCUGUCUCAGGAUGCCUUUGCCCUUUCUGAUGCCCUGGGGGGGGAUGACGACGACAGCAAACCACCAACCCUUGCACCAAAACCCGCUAUACCAGCAGGAGGAGCAGGAGGGGAGCUUGAUUUGGAGGAUUUCUUUAAAGUCAGUGGCACCACCGCCGCCACCACCACCACCAAAGCCCCACACAAGGUUGUGCCCAAGGGUCCCGCAAGUACCAAGGCCCCAGUCAAACCCAAACCCAAGCCAGCUGAUGAUGACCUAAACCUGGCUGAUGCCUUGGACCCCAACAAUGACAUUGGUGGCAAGGGGAAGAACAAGGGGCAGGGAGGGCAAUUUUCUGACAGCGAUUUGAGUGACGUUAGUAAAGACAACACCUACAAACCGGACAAAGGCAAAGGCGGAUACUCAGGAGGCGACAGUGACCUGAUUGACCAGCAUGGCGACAACAGUGAGACCACGGCUGAGGUGGGCACCAUUGCAGGGAUUGCCAGUGCAGUCGUCAUGGCGUUGGUGGGUGCGGUCAGCAGUUACAUCUCCUACCAGAAGAAGAAGCUGUGCUUCAGCAUGCAGCAGAGCCUGAACUCUGACAUGGUGAAGGCUGAGAACCCUGAAGCUGUGGUGGCUACAGAACCACAAGUCCAACAGACUCUGCUGGAGCCACCCAAUGCUGAGCCUCCCACUGAAGAGAAUGCCGUGUAAAAACAUAACACACACAAACACACACGCACACACACACACACACACACACACACACACACACACACACAUGCCAUGAUGGACUGUCUAUUGUGUAGCAUGUCCUCAUCGAUCCCGCCGCUCUGCGCUGCAGACGCUGGGACUCGAAGUCCUUCUCUGCUGACUGUGAAAUCAUGUUUAUUUUAAGGCUCUGCUGUAAAUCUGGCCGACAGUGUAUUGAACCUUUUCCAAAAUUGACAUGUAUAUAGUAAUUUAUUGUUUACACAUCCAACAACAACGUUGGUUGUGACAGCUCUGGUGUGUGCGCCGGGCGGCGGCUGUAGCAUUGCGCUGAGCUCCGGCCACGUGUUCCACACUUUCUCUGCUCCGAGCUUUGUAGCGACCAAUCAUGGAAUCACUCGUGAAAUGUUGUGAUACCAUGUAUAGAUGGCCAGUUAGCGUAUAAUGUAGUUAUACAUUAUCACAGGAGCCGGUUGCCGUUUCGUUACCAGGGAAGCAUGUACUAGACCUGAAGUGACAUCAUGUGAUGACGAUAACACAUUUUUUUCACAAAAUUCAAUUUGAUUGAUUGAUUUUUUUUUUUUUUUCAUUCACUGUGUUAUCAUUUUGAAGUCAACCAGCGAUUACUAUAAUAAUUUUUGUGUCAUGGGCUUCACGACAGUAAGUCCGUUAAUUAGACCUGGAGUUACCGCAGGUUACCACUGUUACACGGACCGACAGUUACACCAUUAGUUGACUAUAUAAUGUACUAUAUAAUGUACAAGUUACCUUAUUCGGAUUGGCAGCAAUAAGGCAUCUAAACCUUUCUGUCUCAGUCCAACCUGUGACCUUUUAUACUGUAAAUAGCCUGAUAUAGCCUUCAAAGACGAUGCUUCGUGACGGGAAGUUUUUAGUUUUUUGGUUGACGGAGAAAUCAGAACAGUGAAGGAUUGAGUGGUUGAAGUUGAAGAGAAAAAAACAGAAAAGAGACACCUGUCGUGGGACGAACGUGAAAGCGUGCUACAUCAGUUGAGCUGAAGUUUGACUUUCAAAUGCACAGCAUGUCUUAAUCCGCCUCUGUGGAAUUGAAAAGGAGUCUUGCAUUUAUAUGGCGCUUUUCUAGUCUCGUCGAGCAAAGUGCUGAACGGCACAAGUCACUUUCACCCGUUCACACACACACAUUCAUACCGCGCUUUGUCUGUCACACACUGUGGUUGCAGCUUAGGCUUUACGUGCGUUGCCCAGACAAGAAGUCGGCAGCGACGGGCAGAAGACGAGUGAAACCACUGCUGGAAUAGUCGAGAACAUUGUUCGUACCAUGUUUUAUCGUGUUAGCGUUGGGGUGCCAGUGUGUGUGUGUGGAAUUGAAUUGAUCUUGAUCCCAUGGCGGCCAUCGGUGUGUGAGAGAGAUCUGAGCAGGAGAGUGUCAGGGCACAUAAUAGUGGUACGUACAGAUUGUGAUGAUGAUACUUCUCCCUCACUAUUAUUUUGACUCGAGCAAUGAGCAGUGCCAAAGUUGAAAUAUUGUAAGUCCUACCAAUACGGACUUUGAUUUGUUUCGCGGUGGUGUCAAGUAUCUUCUAAAACCAAGGGUUCCCUAAACUAAGGGUUGAAUGACUCAAGGGAGAGGGCGUCACAAAAUCAAAUCAAAAAUAGAAUUUGUGAUAUUUUCAAAAGUGCUGACUGUGGUCCAAAGCUGCUGUUGCCCUGGUUACAUCCCAUCGGCCAAUCGCUGCGUCGAGUGUCCGUGAUUGACAGAUUGACCGGGUCACAUCAGAGGGAAAAAACAGAGGUGUCCCUCUCUACUCCAGAAUCAAUGGCCUCUAUGGGAAUAAGAAGCACCGGAGUGGACAGGUGAUGUUAGGAGAAGGACUGAAGAAAUUAACAAAUGGAUGAAGAAGGAAUGUCAGCCAGGAGUGCGAGUCCGUCUGCACUGCCACAAACACUGGUGAAGGUAGUGUGCAUUUAGAAAAACUAGAGCUGUGCUUUUAGACUGUGCGUGUGUAGAUGAAGUUAGCAGUAGUCUUUUGCUUUAGGAUGUCGAGUGCUGAUGGUCGCACUGUACAUGUUACUGUGGGCAGUUCUGUGUUUGUACCGAUAUAGCGGCGUGUAUGACAUUACACAUGAUUAGAUUAUACUUGUCGGUGUGUGUGUGUGUGUAUUCACACUCUUUGCCUGCUCUUUUUACACUUUGUAACCAACUUUUCCUAAUAACUUAGCUUAACUUUUUGUAAAGUGCUUCUCGGUGAGAGCGUCUGUCGUUGUGCCGCCAACUCUCAAAGUCCGGGGGGGCCUGGGCCGCGUCUGUUUUUUCUACACCGUCUCAUAUUUAGCCCGCGCGUCAUUUUUUAUAGAGCUGCCUCAGCAUCAUUACCGAUCAUCAUUUGAUGAAUCACACGCGGGACGCCACACAGCGUAAUGUAAAUAAUGUCGCAUUCGUGUCACGCGGGACAGAAAGCAAGCGAUGGGUAGAACUGACAUCUCCAGAGUUUUUUUGGCGGUCAAACGUGUGUGUGAUUGCAUUUGGUUGUGUGAGGGCUAUUGCGUCUGUGGAUCUCCACAGUGAUGUCAUUUUGCUUGGAUCCUUGACACGUGCAUGGUUUCUUGGAAAUGACUGACUUGUUGGUCUGUAGUAUCCCCCAUCACACACACAGGACAUUACUAACCAGCUCCCCUUGUGCAUUGUGAAUGACCUGAGUAGUGUCUUGAUAGAUCGGUGUGGAUCUACACCGAGGUGAAUGUGUGAUGUGGACAUUAGUGAAAAAAAAUCACGUCUUGAAGCUUUGCAGAUACUGAGAGAGUUUGUGUCAGGUGGCCUAUUCAAAACAGUGUGUUGCAUAUCUGACAUAAUGAACACUGCACCCUGGGCUGCUCCUCCCUUGUGUGCACAGUCGUCUAAAUCCAACACUGUCCCUCAAGGCCCUGCCUGAAAAACAGGAAACCUAAAGAAUUCAACAAGUGGCACGUCGCAAAAACAAUUCAUGAGGAACAUUUAAUGACGAGCCAGGCAGCAGCAGAAGAACUAUAUUAAAAAAAAUAUUCCACCGAUUUGAUAGUCGAAAAAAGUUUUGUCUUUUUCUCAUCCAGAGACCAGGCUGUGAUUGGAGACUCCCACGGUGGAUAAUAUCAUGAAAAGGAAAAGUCUUGACGUCAGCCUGGACAAUACAAUAUAAGUUGGAUGAAAAUGUCAUAACAUUUUUUUUAAUCAAAAUUCCCGGUACAACCCCGUUUUUCUGGAACCAAAAUUGCCCACAGCAUAACUUUCGAGUUGCCUUCAGGGCCAAGAGGGUUCUUAACAUUUGAUGUAUGUUGGCCACCAGAGGAGUGUGACGGAUGCUUGUGCAACCAGAGCCUGAGACAUCAGUGCUGAAACGUCCUCAUCGGACAGGGCGCAGUACACGGAGUGAUGUGUGACCAACCACAGGGGAGAACAUCGAGAGAAAGUCCAGGUCAGUUUUUUGGAGGUGGUGGUGGUGGUGGUGGUGGUGGGAGGGUCCCUGUCUUUAGGCGAUCUAACAUGGUGUAUCUGACCUGUGUGCCGUAUUCAGGGUAACAAUCUGUUAAGACUCUCGCCUUGUAGGAGUCCUGCACGGGAAACCUCUCUACCCUGAUUCUCUUUGCCUUAUACCCUGCUCACUGUACCCUGUGAGCACUAUUCAUCUAACGACCCCCCCCCCCCAACACGAGCAUGAGCAACGCACACCUGCUUCCACCUGCUCCGGCGGUGGUCACCUUGUCCCCCGGGUGCCAAAGGUGUUGGCUGUUGCGUCGAUCGCUCGUGCUGCCGCCAGUUGAGCUUCACACACACACGCACACACACAGCAAACACUAAAUCACAAAACCCUCCUGUUUACUGAAUGUAUUAAAUAUCUUCACGUGCUGUAGCAUUCAAAAAAAAACAACAACCUUUGGCUUGUAGCAAAAAAAUACAGAUUUGACCAAAGAUGACGGAGAUGGACGAUGCUGUUGUGUUCCCGGGAGUUGAAUUUGAAUCUGACCUUGGGUCUGAAUGUAACACAAGUGCAACACUGGAGCUGGUUUGAUGGAUGGAUGAUGCUUCAGCGUUAUCACACUGUGCACUCGUUCCCUCUGUGGGGGCGUAGAUCACAACAGCCAGGUGUGGUCGUUGUAUCAGAAGGUGCAAUACCUUUUAAUAAAUUAAAGAUGUAGCUAAGCGGAGGGAUGGGCAUGUGGAUCGGCUCACAGUACAAAUCGGGGCAGCUCCGUGCAUGAAGGACAGGCAGCUGGACUAAGCCUGACUCUAAACUCAUCCAGGAAACAGGUUGUAUUCUCAAUGGACGCAAAAACCUGCUCCCUAAACCAAAAAUAAUAAGCCUGGGCUAUUCACCUCGGCCGUCAGCUUGCGUUUUUCCAAACACUGUAAAGGAUCUGCAGAGUGUGUAUUACAUGUCAGCUGUGUCUGAGUUCUUCUACAGCCAAGACAGCUUUUGUGGCCGCGGUCCCGCGACGCUGACCUCCGAUUCAGACACGCUGCCGCCCCGACUGUCCCCUGCAGUUCACUCAAGUGCCUGCCGCGCACUUCUUUCCGCCCUAGUGCCUGUCACCGUACCAUGCCAUGCCGGCGAGUCCCCGCACCUUCACGGUUUCAUUCCAAAGAUGGAGACGUAAAAAAACAAAACAAAAAAGAAUCCCGAGCAGAACUGCUUUUAAAUUUGGUAUUUGAGGGCUGGCUUUGCAGGGCUGACUGUCACAUACAACACUGACUCACCUAUCCAGUACACUGCUCUCAUACUGUACACACACACACCAUGCAUGCUUCUCUCUACAUACUGUAUACACACGCGCAACGUGUUAAACUCUGUAUGCCAACUCGCCGUUGGACUCUCUUCAUUGCUUUGUAGUAAGCUCUGCUUUUUUUUUCUCUUACUCCACUUUGAUAAUUCUCUGGCAAUAUGUUACAGGUGCUGUAUGUGUUACUAAUAUGAAAUAAACUGUUGGAAAAGACAAAAAA